UCGGCCAAGCGGGCGCGGGAGGGCGCGGCAGCCCCGGCGCGCCCCAUAUCUCGGCCUGGCUUCUGCCUCGGGCCAAGUGAGUCGGGCCGGCCGGCCGGCUGGCUGGCGUGGGGCGGUCAUGCGACCCUCCGGAACGGGUCCUCCUCCCGGCCGGGCGCCCGUAUCCUGAAAGCGCCCAGCCUUGCGCGGCUGCCCCCCCCCCCGCCCAUCCUCGCGUCAGGAUGCCGGACCAAGCGUCGGGAAACGUCCAGGCCGCCUCGGCUCGGGUGUCCUCGUUUUUCAUCGCCAACCUGCUGGCGGCCCAAACGAAGCGGCGGCGGCGGGAGGACGAGGAAGAAGAGGAGGAAGAGGAGGAGGAGGCAGCGGAGGGGGAAGCCGGGCCCGGCCCGGCCCGAGAGGAAACCCAGGAGCCCCGCGCCCAGCCCGGACGCCCCUGCUCCCUCGCCUGCUGCCAGACCCCGGGGCCCCGCCUGGAGUUGAGCUCGCCCUUGCGGGAGAGUGCCUUGGAAUGGUACCGGCGGGCCCGCAAAGCGUUUAGGAGCUGCGCCAGUCCGGAAACCAGCGACAGAGACUCUCCGGAGAUCAGCGAAGGAGCCACCCAGCAGAAGGCAGGUCGCCAGCAAAGGAUCACCCCCGAUCCCAACCCGGUCGAAGAGAGCCCAGAGCCAGGCCGGGGGCGUCCCGGAUCCGGUGAGGGAGUCGGCGACAUCAAGCGGCGUCCGGAGGAGCCCGAGGCGGGCGAGGCUAGGGCUGGCGGGCGCAAGAAGAAAACGCGCACCGUCUUCAGCCGAAGUCAGGUCUUCCAACUGGAGUCCACUUUCGACGUCAAGCGCUACCUGAGCAGCUCGGAACGGGCCGGCUUGGCCGCCUCGCUGCGCCUGACCGAGACGCAGGUCAAGAUCUGGUUCCAGAACCGGCGCAACAAAUGGAAGCGCCAGCUGGCCGCCGAUCUGGAAGCCGCGCAGCUGCCUCCCUCCGCCACCCAGCGCAUCGUCCGCGUCCCGGUGUUGUACCACGACAGCUCGCUGGCGGGCAGCGCCUUGGCGGCCUUACCGCUUUCCCCCCACGGGCCUCCCCCGCCGCCCCCUCUGCUCGGCCUUGCAGGCGGCCCGGUGGCUUAUCCGCUGAGCGCCUUCCCGGCGGCGGCGGCCCCGUUCUUGCGGGCCCCUGUGAGCGGCCUGGUUUAAGCCGCCCCUUUCGUUCGAUUCAAUUCGAUCAGAGCAGAAUCGGGAGGGACCUCGGAGGUCUUCUAGUCGAACCCCCUGCUCACGCAGGAGACCCUCUAUCCCAUUUCAGACAGGUGGCUAUCCAGUCUCUUCUUAAAGAGCUCCAAUGGUGGGAAUACCUACAACAGAAGAACAGCAGUUUGAAGAGGCCUUGGGGAGGUCCUCUAGUCCACCCCCUGCUCAAGCGGGAGCCCCUGUACCAUUUCAGACGGGGGGUCCCCAGGUUCUUCUUAAAAACCUUGAGUGAUGGAGCGCCCACUCCGGAGCGGCGUGGGGAAGAACCGCCGGGGGAGG
This is a messenger RNA of Ahaetulla prasina, 1520 nucleotides long. It is a transcript of the gene HMX1, whose product is annotated as H6 family homeobox 1. Gene Ontology annotation, cellular component: nucleus. Bases 222 to 1187 code for a protein of 321 amino acids. The record is from RefSeq and is a predicted model, not a curated record. Lineage: Eukaryota; Metazoa; Chordata; Lepidosauria; Squamata; Colubridae. Gene Ontology annotation, molecular function: DNA-binding transcription factor activity, RNA polymerase II-specific; RNA polymerase II transcription regulatory region sequence-specific DNA binding. Gene Ontology annotation, biological process: regulation of transcription by RNA polymerase II; negative regulation of DNA-templated transcription. The transcript has 2 exons.